Spirodela intermedia is the source of this 3140-nucleotide messenger RNA. Lineage: Eukaryota; Viridiplantae; Streptophyta; Magnoliopsida; Alismatales; Araceae. The record is from the annotation of a GenBank genome assembly.
AUGGGGCAAGAAGCUUCUGCGUCCAACUCAGUCAUGACAGCAAUUGUUGGUGGCCGAGACAAGACAAUGUAUGUGCUGCCAGGUAUGUCUGAGCGCUUGAAAUUUAAUGGUAUCAAUCUGUACCAAUGGAAGAAAUUUGUGGAGUUAACCCUCCUUGGGAGAGGUUUGCCAGAGCAUCUAAUUGAUGAUCCUGUUGGUAUGAAUGAUCCGAAUUACAGAAUUUAGAAAUCCGAGGAAGCCUUUCUUCGUUCAUGGCUCCUUGGAACCAUGACAGCAGAAAUGUGUGACAAUUUUCUUUAUCUGGCUACUAUGAAAGAAUUGUGGAGUGAAGUCCACAAGAAUUGCUCUAAGCAACAUAAUGAUUGGAAGAUCUAUGGGUUGAAUGCCAAAAUAGUGAGGGCAAUACAAGAGGAGAAGACAAUCAUGAAGAUAUCAUAUGAAAUGAAGGCUAUAUGGAGCGAGAUUGAUUAUCAUUGGCCUGUGAAGAAUCCUCACUCCAAAGAAAGAAAUUACAUAUUGAAGUAGAGAAUGUUUACAUUCUUAAUGGCUUUCAAUCUAGAAUAUGAGAGUCUUCAGAGUCAGAUCCUACAUAGAGAGGCCAGCAGAUUUGGAUGAAGCCAUCGGUAUUGUUAUGGAGGAAGAGAGUCAACUGCGUCUACUCUCAGAUCCAUCAAGGCCUAGCCCAAUUGUAUUUUUUACCAAGAAAACUGAAAAAAAUCAAGCUAAGAAGUUCAGCAAGAUCAAGAGAAUUCAACUAAUCAAGGAUAGAGAGCCUCAAAUAACUAUAAGGAUACUCUUUGGUGUUCUUUUUGCAAAUGCAAAAGACAUACCAGAGAAACCUAUUGGAAGUUAUAUGAUAAGCCCCAACAAAAUCGAAAGGUAUAUGUUGCUACUUCUCAAAGUCAUGAAGGUGAAGAACAAGGGCAGCCAAAUGAGCAAACAGGAGAGCCUGCUCAUGAAAGUGGGGAGGACUUUAUGAAGAUAAAGGAAGAACUAGAGCGACUCAAAGCAUACUAAGUUCUACCUUAUUGGCAUGCUCAGGUGAAAACAAAGUAUUUUCCAGUAAUGUUAUUAUCCCAAAACCCAAUAGAAUAAAUUGGAUUAUUGAUACUAGUGCCACAGAUCACAUGACACCAAAUAUCUCUAGAUUCGUUAAUAUGCAAAGAUAAAUAGGCCACAUAAAGUCCUUAUAACUAGAAGAGGAAUCUUAUCAGUGGCGGGUAUUGGGAGCAUCAAAAUUAAUGGACUAGGUACACUUAAAGAUGUCCCUCAUGUCCCUAGACUUGAGGCACAUCUUAUAUCCUUACAAAAACUUUUGCAAGAUUGUAAGCGCAAAUCUAUUCUUAAAGAUGAUGCAUGUUUUCUAAUUGAUAAGAUGUCGGGAUAGAAGACUGGACAUGUUAGGCAUCAAGAUGGCCUUCUCUAUCUGGAAGAUCAAGAUGCAGUAUCUCUCCUCUCUUAGUUUUUCCGGAGAUACUAAGAGCCAAAUCAUGCUUCAACAUAGUCAUGUUAGGCAUCCUUCUUUUGAAUUGAUGAAACAUUCGUUUCCUACCAUUUGUAAUAAGGCUGAUGUCAAAACUUUGAUGUGUGAGGCCUGUCAAUUGACCAAACACAAAUGAUCUACAUUUUAUUUUAAGAAUGAAAGGAGUUUAGUACCACUAUAUCGGAUUCAUAGUGAUAUAUGGGUGUCAUGUCAAAUAUCGAGUAUAUCUGGUGACAAAUGGUUUAUGCUAUUUGUUGAUGACUGUAUCCGGUUUAUAUGACUUUAUCUGCUUAAGUCCAAAGCUGAAGCUGCUCAAAUUAUCCACAGUUCUUUAACAUGAUAGAUAAUCAAUUUGGAACAGUGAUAAACCGGUUCAAAACAGAUAAUGCCAAAGAGUAUUUCAAUACUAUCAUCUCCCCUUAUUUUCCUCAAAGAGGCAUAAUCCAUGAAUUAUUAUGUAUUGGUACUCCACAACAUAAUGGGCUAGCUAAAAGAUAGAUUGGCCAAAUUGUGGAGACAGCUAGAACACUAUUAUUCCAGGGAAAUGUACCCAAAAAAUAUUGGGGAGAAGCUAUAUUGACAGCUACAGAUCUUAUAAAUUGCAUACCAAUAAGAUCAACUAGACAUUAGAGUCCAAUUGAGUUACUAUCUAAAACUUAUCAAAAUGUAAAGUUGUGAACGAACUUAGCUCCCAAGGUGUUUGGUUGUGUGGCAUAUGUUCACAUUGCUAAUACUUAGUUGGGUAAGUUGGAUCUUAGAGCACGUAAGUACAUAUUUGUUGGAUACCCACUCAAAAUGGCUAUAAAUGUUACAUUUAAUGAAUAUGAGAUGUAUUAUAAAAGAACCGAAGAGCCUAAUAUUCAAAGAUCAAAAAAUCCUUUAGUUGCUAGCUUUGAAGACCCUUGCCCUCAAGUGACACAAAUAUUUAGGAGACAAGUUCAGAAAGGGUGGAGAAUGUAACUGAACCAAUGCAGUUGGAAGAAGAUGAUCCAAGGCAAAAUGAGGUCGAACAACUUGAUGUAGGCUUAAUUGAAGAUGAUCAGCUCGGAUGGCCUAUUGCCCUGUGUAAAGGGGUAAGGAAUUGCAGAAAUAGACCAAGGUAUCCAAUGGCCAAUUAUCUAUCAUAUGAUAGAUUGAGUCAAGAGUAUAAAGUAUUCUUGAGCUCACUUAAUAUGACAAGUGUACCAAAAACAGUUGAUAAAGCAUUAGCUAGAAAAGAGUGGAGCCAAGCAAUGGAUGCAGAGAUGGAAGCCCUGCAAAAGAAUCAUAUAUGGAAUCUAGUUCCACUCCCAGCUGGUAAGAAAGUUGCACGGUGUAAAUGGGUAUAUACCCUGAAAUUUAAUGCAGAUUGGGUCACUUGAAAAAUAUAAGGCACGAUUGGUAGCAAAAGGCUAUACUCAAUCAUAUGGGAUUGACUAUCUUGAGACCUUUGCUCCAAUUGCUAAGUUUAACACCAUGAGAAUAUUGAUUGCUCUAGCAGCUAAGUUGAACUAGGAAAGACAUCAAUUUUGAUGUCAAAAAUGUAUUUUUACAUGGAGAACUAGAAGAGAAAGUCUACAUGACUAUACCUCCAGGAUAUCCACUAUCCAAUCAAUCAAAAGUGGUUUGUAGACUAAAGAAAGCCCUCUAUGGUCUCAAACAAUCUCCUCGAGCUUAG